AUGAAGACCUUCACUAUCGCCUCCAUCGUCGCCUUGGCCUCUGUCGCCAGCGCUCAGCUCGACAACAUCCCUCAGUGCGCUCUUUCCUGCUUCGUCGGUCCUCUCACCAGUGAUGGCUGCGCGAACCUGACCGACUUUGCCUGCCACUGCAAGAAGGGUGACACACUCCUUGCCCAGGUCCAGCCCUGUGUGCAGAAGGGCUGCGAGGCUGCCGACCAGGCAAAGGCUAUUGCCGCCGUCGAGUCCACCUGCCAGGCUGCUGGUGUUCCCAUCACCAUCCCCGACACCGGCGCCCCUGCUCAGAGCAGCGCUCCUGCCGCCUCUGCCUCUGCCUCUGCCUCUGCCGCCCCAGCGCCAUCGUCUGCAGCAUCUGCAGCAUCUUCACCCCGUAUCUACCGGCACUCCCUCUGCCUCGCCCUCCGUCACUCGCUCUGCUACACCCUCCGGAACUCCCUCUGCCUCUGGCACUCCUUCUUCCGUCUCCCAGUUCACUGGUGCUGCUGCCCAGGCCACCCAGGCCGUUGGUAUCAUUGGUGCCGCCGCCCUUGCCAUGCUCGCUUUGUAAAUUACUACCAUAUCUUCUCUCUCUGUUGA
Bipolaris oryzae ATCC 44560 is the source of this 594-nucleotide messenger RNA. RefSeq lists its product as uncharacterized. The record is from RefSeq and is a predicted model, not a curated record. Lineage: Eukaryota; Fungi; Ascomycota; Dothideomycetes; Pleosporales; Pleosporaceae. The transcript is spliced from 3 exons. The coding region runs from base 1 to 594 and encodes 197 amino acids.